GACUAAACCUCCACCAUCUGUGACAAGGUCUGCGAAAGCACUCCUCAAUACUCUACCUCACAAUGAACAACUCUCAGUUCCGGAAGCUGGUCCUCGAUACACCUGCUCGACAAGCAAACGCAUCUUCGCCGCCUGCGGAAGGCCAGAGUAUUCGCAAUGGCGUAUCCGCGACACCAACCGCGCUGGGCUCCAGGAUGAGGAGCUCUAUUCCUAUGACACCACGUUCAAUAGCAGGUCGAACCCCACACAACGACUUUGCCCGCCAGCUCGCGGAACGAAAUUCCUCAACCUCACAAUCACAGAAAAAGUUCCGCAGUAGUGCAGCUCCUAAAGGUGCGAAAUUACCUCAGGGUUACGUUGAUCGUGCGAAACAAAGGAGCGGUGGAGAUGAGGAGGAAGAGAAUGAUAAGGUGAAGAGGGUCAAGGCAUUGGAGGAGAUGAUGAAGCUGCAGCAGAUCGAUGAGGAGACAUUUGUUAAGCUACGAGAGGAGAUCCUAGGGGAUGAUGUGGGCGCUGAGAGGGCGGGGUUGGUCAAGGGUCUGGACUGGAGUUUAUUAGAGAGGGUUAGGAGAGGUGAGGUGGAUGUUGGAGAUGUGCUUGAGCCCAAAGCGAAACCUGCUGCCGAGGAGCAAGUCGAUGAGGGUGAGGAAGUGGGGAACGGGGAGGAUAUGGAUGAUGAGUUUGAGAAGCUGGAAGACAAGGAGGUGGAAGCUGUCGUUCACGAGAAAGCCAAGAAGAAGGGUGAGAUGGCUCCUCCUGCCUUGACAGGCAAGAAACGGAAUAGAGAUCAGAUAUUGGCUGGGAUGAAGGCUGCAAGACAAGCGGCGAAAGAAGCUGCACAACCUAGCCUCGGUUCGAGAUUCAAGAAAGUUGGUGAGAAGAGAGCCGAGAGUAGGAUUGAGAGGGAUAGUAAAGGAAGGGAAGUGCUUAUUACGAUCGAUGAAGACGGAAACGAGAAAAGGAAAGUUAGAAAGCUCCAGCUCGUCGAAAAAGAGCCCGAGGAGAAGGGCAAGGGUCUUUUGAUGCCGGACAAAGAUGCCAAACCUUUGGGCAUGGAAGUUCCAGACGUCCCGCCAGCAGUCGAGGAAGAAGACAUCGACAUAUUUGACGAUGUUGGAGAUGAUUAUGAUCCUUUAGCUGGGCUUGAUGAGGAUGCCUCCGAAGAACAAGGCGAAGACGGCGAAGUCACAGAAACAACGAAAUCAGAACCAGAAACAAAGUCCGAACCGGGAAGUAUGGGACCGCCACCUAGGCCAAAACCAGCUGCACGAAAUUAUUUCGGCAACUCAAAGUCCUCAGCAGAAGAAGAUGGCUCCAAGCCCGCUGCAUUAUCGGAUCCAGUUUUCAUGGCAGCUCUCAAGAAAGCAUCGUCACUUACACCUAUCGAGAAAGCCUCGAAAAGCGAAGAGGAACUCACUAAAGAGGCUCGUCGCAAGAAAAUGUUGCAGCAGGAUGACCGCGAUGCUCAGGAUAUGGAUAUGGGCUUUGGUAGUAGUAGAUUUGAGGAUGAAGAGGACUUUGAAGAGAAGAAAGUUAAGUUGAGUGUGUGGGGUGGUGGAGAUGAUGACGGCGAUGAUGAGAAAGGCGAGGGUGAAGGCAAGCGAAAGAGAGGCCCCAAGAAGAGGAAAGGAGACUCGAAUAGUGCUGCUGAUGUCCUGAAAGUCAUGGAAAGGAGAAAGGCAGAAUCUUAGAAAGCUUCGCAAUCUAAAUUACAUGAUGCUAU
Messenger RNA from Mollisia scopiformis, 1723 nucleotides. RefSeq lists its product as uncharacterized. Gene Ontology annotation, biological process: mRNA splicing, via spliceosome. The transcript has 2 exons. Gene Ontology annotation, cellular component: nucleus. The record is from RefSeq and is a predicted model, not a curated record. NCBI's taxonomy places the organism in Eukaryota, Fungi, Ascomycota, Leotiomycetes, Helotiales, Mollisiaceae. Bases 63 to 1691 code for a protein of 542 amino acids.